CAGUCGACGCAUGCGCGGCCCGCGGGCUUAAGGGCGGCUGCAGCCCGGCGCAUUCCAGUCGGCCUGUCAGCCGGCUUUGGGGUGCGGCCUGACGGCUGCGCGGCGACUGCGGCCAUGGCAGCAGAGGAGGAGGAGAUGGACUCCGCGGAUGCCUGUGAGAGGUCUGGAUGGCUAACUGGUUGGCUUCCCACAUGGUGCCCUACAUCGACAUCACACCUUAAAGAAGCUGAAGAGAAAAUUUUAAAAUGUGUCCCCUGCAUAUACAAAAAAGGACCUGUUCGUAUAUCUAAUGGAAAUAAAAUAUGGACACUGAAGCUCUCUCAUAAUAUUUCAAAUAAGACUCCCCUUGUCCUCCUUCAUGGUUUUGGAGGAGGUCUCGGACUUUGGGCACUGAAUUUUGGAGAUCUUUGCACCAAUAGACCCGUCUAUGCUUUUGACCUGCUGGGCUUUGGACGAAGUAGUAGACCCAGAUUUGACACUGAUGCAGAAGAAGUGGAGAAUCAGUUUGUGGAAUCCAUUGAAGAGUGGAGAUGUGCCUUAGGAUUGGACAAAGUGAUCUUGCUGGGACACAACCUGGGUGGGUUCCUAGCUGCUGCUUACUCACUGAAGUACCCCUCAAGGGUUAGUCAUCUCAUUUUAGUUGAACCUUGGGGUUUUCCUGAGCGACCAGACCUUGCUGAUCAAGAGAGACCAAUUCCAGUUUGGAUCAGAGCCUUGGGAGCAGCAUUGACUCCCUUCAACCCUUUAGCUGGUCUCAGGAUUGCAGGACCCUUUGGUUUAAGUCUAGUACAGCGUUUAAGGCCUGAUUUCAAACGCAAGUAUUCUUCAAUGUUUGAAGAUGAUACUGUGACAGAAUAUAUCUACCACUGUAAUGUUCAGACUCCCAGUGGUGAGACUGCAUUCAAAAAUAUGACUAUCCCUUAUGGAUGGGCAAAAAGGCCAAUGCUCCAUCGGAUUGGUAAAAUGAACCCUGACAUUCCAGUUUCGGUGAUCUACGGCGCCCGAUCCUGCAUAGAUGGCAAUUCUGGCACCAGCAUCCAGUCAUUACGACCACAUUCAUACGUGAAGACAAUAGCCAUUCUUGGAGCAGGACAUUAUGUGUAUGCAGAUCAACCAGAAGACUUCAACCUAAAAGUAAAGGAGAUCUGUGACACUGUGGACUGAGUGCAAUGCAGAUGACAUAGGAAGCCCGAUGGCUGAUCCAGUUCCUCAGCAAUAAUCCUCAGUCUGCGGUGAAGAGUAAGGAAUCCAACAUGAGAACCAGGCACUCUUCCUGCCUGUACUUUGCACAUAUUUUCUUUAUGAAGCUACUCACACAUUUAAACCAGUUGGUGCCUUCUAGACGAUUGGCUUUCCUUUCUCCUACACAAAAUCAAAAUAUACAAGACCCUCCAAAUCUAAUAGCUUUAAUAAAAGGUUAUUUGUCCCUCUGCUGUACUGAAAAAUUGUAAUUUUUCAACUGAGAAUUUAAAAAAAUUUCUAUCUGACUUUGUCAGGUACUUUUUAUAUUGCAGUCUGUAUUGCCAAUUUUAAAAAGUGAUUGCUGGGCUUAUUAUUUUAUAUACUGUAAAGGUGCACUUUAUUUUCCUUGCUUAUAUCUAGCAUUGCUAAUAACUGAUUUAAUCAAAGUCAGUGUGUUUUUAUGUAAAAAUUUGUCAUGUUUUUAGGAUACUUCAUUUUUGAAAUGGGAUGAUGAAACUGGUUUUGGUUAAAAAGAUGGGAGUUGAUUUCUAGCAUUGAUUUUUCUGAUUUUUUUCUGUUCUCAAGGCUGCAAAGCCAUGUUAAGUAUUUUAAAUAUUAUCCAUCCUGACAUAACUGUAGUUUCUAACUACUUGGAAUCUUCUAUGUGUGCUCUAUUCUGUACUUCCAGGGAAACGUGACAUUAAUACUUAAGUGAUUCAAGUACUGAAAAGCCUUAAAAGUCUGUCCUUUUCUCCCCUGUUAAUACUGUUCUUCUUUUCCAUGAGCCAGGAUGAGCAAAAGACACAGAUUUCCUCACUGAGGGAAUAUUAAGACUGUUACCUUUCAGUAAGCCAAAUCAUAUUUUCAUCUAACUCUUGUAGAUGGGUGCUAAAACUGGAUGACAUUUUUACCACUAAAAUAUAAAAACCAGUGGUGCUGUUAUGUCUCAUGGCACCAGAAAUCAGCUAGCACUUUGUUUUUUGGGUUUUUUUUGAGAGUUUUGUGUUGAUUACAUACAUACUUGAAUUAAUAUUACAAAAAUUAUGUAAGGCUGAUUGAGCUAUUUGACAGUAACUACCAUCAAGUAUGGCACUUUCUUGAUGUUUUAAUACAAGGAAAACUUUUUUGAAACUGUGAAAAAACUCCAUGUGGUAACUGGCUACUACUGAGAAGCCCCUCCACAAAAGAAAAUUGAAUAGGAUGGUCACCAACAAGGCAUCUUGGCCUUGUGUUUUGCUUAAUGUUGCUUGUCUAGGAGAAAGGAGGUUAUGUAAAUAAAAAAGUAAACUAGAGCAAAUAUAAUGACUUCAUGGUUUUCAUUGUUGCAUUUUUAAAAUGGUUAAUUAGCACAUUUUUAGUUGUUAGGAAGUGUAAGGUGGUAUUGCUAUUGAUUAACUGUGAGAAAAAGCUUAUGUUCUGUUUUCACCACUAUCUCCUCUACAGAAAAACAGGCAAAUUAUACUAAAGCAUUACAAGUAGCUCCCCAGUGAGCAGUUUGUCUCGCUUGUGGGCUGGACUAAGUGCGAAAGGUAACAUGAGAGCCAAGUUAGUUUUUUCUACCUUGAGAACAAAAGUAUCCUCUACUUUUUAGUUAGUAUCUUGAAUGGCCAGAUUCAGAUCUGUAAGUGGUGCAAAUAGUUUGUGUGAUUUGGGGUAUUUUAUUUGACAGUCUCCAGUCUCUCUCAGUUAUCCUUUGCUGGGUGAAUGAACAGUUUUCAGUCGUACAGGAGGGUUUUAGCAUAGGAAAUGUGGUCCUAGCCCUCGGAGGGAGGUUACUAGGUUCACUUAGUAAGUGGGGCUUCUGGCCACAGGUGUGUCAAGUGAUUCAGGGGUAUACCCAGGUGUCGAGUGGAACUUACUUUCCUUUGACUGAUUUUGCUCUGUAUGAAAAAUAUUGUCAUAAUUCUUUUUAAAAGGUAAAUUUUACCUUGGGCUAUUACUGUGUAUGUAAUUUUGUGAAGAUUGAGCUAGCACCGAGGAUCAUAAUCCUUGAAUUCCUGAAACUACAGCGGGUCCUAAAUGUUUUCUUUUAAAAAAUCUAUUUCAGUAUUUGAUCUUUGCUAAAUUAUGCACAGUGUACUUUAUUUUACAGAAUAAAUUUUACUAUGAUAGUCACAA
Molecule: messenger RNA, 3300 nt
Organism: Phacochoerus africanus (Common warthog)
Lineage: Eukaryota; Metazoa; Chordata; Mammalia; Artiodactyla; Suidae
Gene: ABHD5
Product: abhydrolase domain containing 5, lysophosphatidic acid acyltransferase
Exons: 7
Coding region: 115-1164 (349 amino acids)
Biological process (GO): positive regulation of triglyceride catabolic process; negative regulation of triglyceride storage
Cellular component (GO): lipid droplet
Source: RefSeq, a predicted model, not a curated record